This is a messenger RNA of Lineus longissimus, 3991 nucleotides long. RefSeq names its product glycolipid transfer protein-like. Bases 11 to 712 code for a protein of 233 amino acids. The transcript has 6 exons. Gene Ontology annotation, biological process: intermembrane lipid transfer. Gene Ontology annotation, cellular component: cytoplasm. Lineage: Eukaryota; Metazoa; Nemertea; Pilidiophora; Heteronemertea; Lineidae. Gene Ontology annotation, molecular function: lipid transfer activity. The record is from RefSeq and is a predicted model, not a curated record.
AAUAGCAGAGAUGGCAGAUGAACUAAAAUUGGACACAAAUUACACUUUUUUCGGCGAUCCAAAACGCCAAUUUCCACGAGUACAAGAUGAUAACAACAUUGAUGUUGUAGAGUUUCUUGCUGCCUCUGAACUAAUGCCAAGAUUUUUCGUCCACAUGGGUAAAAACUUUAUGUUUGUGAAGAGUGAUGUUCAACAAAACGUACAUAAAAUCAAAGCUGCCCAUGAAGCAUAUCCUGAGUGUAAAACUUUAAAAGAAAUACUUGAUGUUGAAUAUGCCAAAGGCGUCCAUAAAAAGGAUAGUUCCUGUAGCAUGGCGUUGAUGUGGUUUAGAAGAGGAUUACUCUUCAUGUACUUGCUGCUGCGCCAACUUGUGGUUUACUAUCGAGAACAUGAACGUAUCCCAGAAAGAUCAAAAGAUGCAGCAAAUUUAUCCUACAGACAUUCUCUUAGAGAUCACCAUAAUUUGGUUGUUAGAGGAUUAGUCACUGUUGCCAUCAAGUUCCUUCCAACUCCAACUGAAAUGGUACUGAACCUUGCCUUCAGAGAUGACACAAAAAUACCAAAAGUAAUUGAUGAAACAGAAGCGACAUUGGACUUAUUGAAGCCGUGCUUAAAUGCCAUCUUGAGAUACUAUAAAGAUCACGAAGACUACGCAUCGGAUGUCAAAAGUGAAAACUACGAGCAAUGUGAUGCAUGGCAAAAACAGGAAUAGGCACAGUCUUCAUUCUCACAUUGACAUAGAUGUGGACACGUCUUGGAGGUUUCCUUGGACCUGUACACAUUCAGGUUCAUGAUGAUAGGCUUAAAAGUGUUGCAAGCUUCCUUUCUUGUAAUCACACAUACUGCUCUUAAAAGCGUGCGUAAAUGGGCGUGGUGAUUGGACUCGCCCCCAGACUGCACCACCCAACUAGACUAUGCACUUAACAUGAACCAGGCCACACCAUUCCCUAUCUUGGUUUCUCUAUCUUGUCCAUUUCUUGACCAACCAUUGGCUACUCUGGAAAGAUCUUCCGAUAAAUUCUUCCAAAACCACUGUGUCGUCUCCACAGGCUGCACUGAGCUGCAAUAAUUAGCCAUUUUGUGAGUAGGUGUCUCUCAUUAGAACCUGUGUCCAAACAGAAUCUGAUCAAAUCUUGCCAGAAUGCAACAGACUGCCUCAAGCACCCAGUUCAACUUGUUUUUCACCUCUCCCUGUCCUGAGAAUGGCAGGUAUCUGUUUAGACGAAGUCCUGUUAUUUCAGAGGGCCACUAAAUGGAACACGUUCGCUCCACACUGUGUGUAUGUAUUAGUCAGGCUGACUUGGGACAGUCUGUUCUGUAUUCACCAAUGUGUACAUCUACUUUGAUAGCAAUGUGAACAUGAACUGGUUUUUGAGGACACAUGCAUUUGUAUGUAGGUGUAACUAUAGUUAGCUCUUCUUAAUUCAUGUCAAAAUGCUGUCAGAUGUUUUGCUUGCAUACAUGUUUGUACAAAUUGUUAAUUUUAGAGAGUGAGAUUCUGUCCAGACCACCAGGGCUCACUUGAUCACACAGUUGAGCAAUUAAGGGGGACUAUAGACAGGAGCAAGGGCUUCUGCUGUGUACCUCCUGAUGACUGUUUGAGUAACUCAGCCCUGGCUGUGUCAAUGCACCCUUUUUCGUCUUUCAGGUUUAACCCUUUGUCCUGUUAAUCGCAACAUGUCAUAUUGAAUAUCGGGAGAUAAAAUGUAUGUUUGGAGUUGUGGGAAAUUCACCGUCCAGAAAGAGCUUGUGUAAAUAAUAUUACGCUCUAUAUUUGUUUAUGAUAGAGGAGGAGUUGAUUUCCUUGUCUCCUUUGAAACUGCUCCUUCAGUGCAUGAUAAGGCCAACUGUUUUUUUACUGAAAUGAAUAUGAAAUGACUAAGUGGCUAUUUUUAUGAAGAAACAAAUCAAUACUGCAGCAUGCAUAUUUGGUGAUUAAUGGAGAAGAUGUAAUAUCAGAUCAAACUUCCAAAGGGUUAUUGAUUAGACUAUAAUAUACAUGUAAUGUGUCAUCUUUCAGCUGAACUGUCGUAGUGUGCUAAAAACCCACCUGUAGGUCUCUAGGUUAGUUUUAUGAUAAUGAAUACAGGGCCAGCGCUACAACCGAACAAAUUAUCAAAUAAUGAUGACAUCAUGAGAUGGUGCACUGAUCCUGAACCAUUUUGUAAGGUGAAUGCCAUAUUUUGCUCUUUGCAUAGGAAAAGAUGUGCUAGCUUUGGCCCUGUACAACUAGCUGAGCACUUGGCCCUGUACAACUAGCUGAGCACUUGGCCCUGUACAACUAGCUGAGCACUUGGCCCUGUACAACUAGCUGAGCACUUGGCCCUGUACAACUAGCUGAGCACUUGGCCCUGUACAACUAGCUGAGCACUUGGCCCUGUACAACUAGCUGAGCACCAAAAUAGUAACGUCGAAUUGUGUGAUUAUUCUUAAGUGCAUGUCAAAAUGAAUGUUUUCGAACUUGUAUCCUUCUUGUGUUUUUGUUAGAAAGACUUGGAUUGCCUAAUAUUCCGUGUAUUGAUUGGCUGUUGCCUUGGAAACUAGAGACUGCAAAUAAAUACUCAUUUCAGUUUUGUGAUGGAUGUAGGUUGUAAGAUGUGUAUGAACUUUUUGAGAAGUCCCCCUGCCACAUACACUGUGGUAGUUGGAGCACUGUGCAUUCCAGUGAGACGGGUGACACCCCAAAAAAGGCCACACUUCAAAAUAAUGUGUUUAAAAUGCUGUUUGCUGCGAAUCUGCCUGUAGUCCUACCUUUUCUCCAAUCCCACCAAUCUAGACAAGGCUCAAUUUCCUCCACUUGCUUUUGACAACUACAAUUUGGAACAAGCAAGUUUGUCCAGUUUUAAGAUACAAUUGUAAAACACUGAGCGUAUCGGUAUUGGCCUGCCAGCAGAAAUUAUCAUUGAUUUCCAUAUGCUACUAAAUCAAACAAAAGUUUACGCUAUUCUUAUUCCAAAAAUGUUAAUAUGGCACUGUGAGAUGCGUAUUGUACUUAAAAUGCAUUCCGUGCCUAAAUUGAUAAGUCUCCUAUUUGUCGCUGCCAAGUUGCAUCACAUAUUUCUCAUUGUAUUAUGAAUUAUGACCUCUUUAGAGGUCUCCUUCCAUGACAUAUGACCAGGCUACCUCAUGCAAGCCUUUACCCAUGAGAUCUUAAAAGUAUAUCUCUUGUCACCCUUACCAGUCACAAACCUGCCAACCAUUGUUAUUUCAUGCCCUUAUUAUAUAAAAAACACGUGGUGGUGUCAACCGGUAUUAGAUCUGCUGACAGAGUUUGUACAUUUACACUCCAAUUAACUGUCAAGAGUGGCAUGGCAGUAGAUAGGCCACAUUUACACUCCAAUUAACUGUCAAGAGUGGCAUGGCAGUAGAUAGGCCACAUUUACACUCCAAUUAACUGUCAAGAUUGGCAUGGCAGUAGAUAGGCCACAUUUACACUACAAUUAACUGUCAAGAGUGGCAUGGCAGUAGAUAGGCCACAUUCAUUUAAUGACAGGCUAAGCGAACGAAUGAGCCAGUUUGUAACGGGUUGCCGGUUUGCAAGUCAGUCCACAAAGCUUUUAUUUAUCUAUUUUUGUAUUCUGAUGUAUAUUUUCUGCGAUCUCUUCCAACAUGACUGGCUCUGGCUCUGGCUCUGGCUCUGACAAUAUCCUAAUUCACUUGGAACACGUAGUAUCCUGCUCUCAGAGGAAAUAGCCUGGCAGUAACUGUUAUUGUCACCUCAGAGUAGAUGUCUUUGUGGACAAAUUCCACUCGAGCGUCCGGGCCAUGCAACCAGUCUUGUUUGUAAAUCUCCAAUGAGACUGUCUCCAAUGAGACAUCCAUCUCACGACAGAUUGCAACUUGGAGACUAAUGAUGACCUGAUAGAUGUGUAUUCAUGAUCUCAACCAUUCCUUCCUUCGUGUGUUUAUCGAGUGUUGCACAUUCUGUCCAGUGAUUGAUUUUAUGAUUUAAUACAAAUGUAGAAUAGACAUUUUAUGCAUUUAAAUUGCA